Molecule: messenger RNA, 9609 nt
Organism: Mercenaria mercenaria
Lineage: Eukaryota; Metazoa; Mollusca; Bivalvia; Venerida; Veneridae
Product: beta-hexosaminidase-like
Exons: 8
Coding region: 2819-5389 (856 amino acids)
Biological process (GO): carbohydrate metabolic process; glycosaminoglycan metabolic process; ganglioside catabolic process
Cellular component (GO): membrane
Molecular function (GO): beta-N-acetylhexosaminidase activity; polysaccharide binding
Source: RefSeq, a predicted model, not a curated record
CCUUAGAGAACCGGUUCCAGACGAAUAAGUUCGCAGUCUAGGGAACCGAUUCUGGUUCGCUAGCCACUGCCUUAAAAAAGAUUGUUUGUUUCCGGUAUCCCGACCUACCUUAAUUUUUUGGCCCAACCCUAAAUCUUUUAAUGGCCUUGGAGAAUACUUUUUUCAACUUUUUAACAAAAAUUUGCAAAACUGCACUUUCUAUGCUUUAAACAUGGCCAGUGAUGUUAGAAAUCAACUUACUGAUGCUCUAAAGACAUAACCCCCUUAUUUGUAAUCAUUCAGCACUGCAUGGGAUCUGCACACUCAGACCAACAUCGACCGACUUGAGGCUGUCCAGCAAUGCACAGCACGCUUCAUAAAGGAUGACUUUCGCACUACCAGUAGCACAAGUCAGAUGAUUGCAGAUAUCGGUUGGCAACCCCUUCUCAAUCGCGCUCCAAUGCCAAGCUGGUCAUGAUGUACAGAAUCGUCCACUGCCUCAUCGAUAUCACACCACCAGUGAGGUUUUUCAAUCCUACCUCGAUCAACACCCGUGGCCACUCCAUGAAAUUCUUUCUUCCGUUUUGUGGCAAAGAUGCCCUGUACUACUCCUUCUUCCCCUCCGCCUCCAGACUAUGGAACCAUGCAGCUCCCAGAAGAAGCCAUCAUGUCUGACAGCGUCAACACCUUCAAGAGGAGCCUGGAGACAGGGUCCCACUAGUCCAGCACGUCGUUUUUAUCUGCUUUUAAUUCUGCACUGUAAAUAUUUGAGCGCCGCACACACUACCUUGUACAUACACCACUGUACAACGUUGCCCCAGAGUGGGACCUGUACACAAAUGGAAGAAGAAGAAGAUUUUUUGACACAAAAAUAAUUUCCGAAAAACCGGAAACAAAGAAUUUUUUUAGGCCUAAUUCAGAUUCAAGUAUAACACCAUUUUUACAAUUUCGCGAAUAUUAAACCUCGCGAACAUACUCAAAAUUUCAAAUUCGUGAAAUUUUGACGCACAAAAAUAUGUGCUUUUACAGUAAUCUCAUUAUGGCUCACCCUUUUUAUCUUAAGCACUUAAAAGUAGUCUAGACAGAUUUAUUAAAAUCGAUAAAUGGUAGAGAUACAUGUAUAUAUCUAAUGUAACAUCCAUUAUCUUUACAUCCCACUUAAAUGUAUCUCUAGUAAGAAUUGGAAUUUUGUUUGUUUGUUAUGCCCCCGAAGGGAGGCAUAUUAGUUUUCAACUGUCUGUCCGUUCGUUUGUUCGUUAGUUCGUUAGUCACAACGUUAACUUUUUGCAUGAAGGCACUUUACCUGCGAACCACUGCACCCAGGACCUUCAAACUUCACAUGCUGAUAGUACUUAUUGCGUAUACCACCCCUACUGACUUUGGGAUCACCAGGUCAAAGGUCAAGGUCACAGGGACCAACGUUAACUUUUUGCAUGAAGGCACUUUACUCGCGAAUCAUUGCAACCAGGACCUUCAAACUUCACCUGCUGAUAGUACUUAUUGAGUACACCACGCCUUAUGACUUUGGGGUCACCAGGUCGAAGGUCAAGGUCACAGGGGCCAACAUUAACUUUUUGCAUGAAGGCACUUUACUCGCGAAUCAUUGCAACCAGGACCUUCAAACUUCACCUGCUGAUAGUACUUAUUGAGUACACCACGCCUUAUGACUUUGGGGUCACCAGGUCGAAGGUCAAGGUCACAGGGGCCAACAUUAACUUUUUGCAUGAAGGCACUUUACUCGCGAACCACUGCACCCAGGACCUUCAAACUUCACAUGCUGAUCGUACUUAUUGAGUACACCACCCCUACUGACUUUGGGGUCACCAGGUCAAAGGUCAAGGUCACAGGGGCCAACAUUAGCUUUUUGCAUGAAGGCACUUCACUCGGGAACCACUGCACCCAGGGCUUUCAAACUUCACAUGCUGAUAGUACUUAUUGAGUACACCACUCCUACUGACUAUGGGGUCACCAGGUCAAAGGUCAAGGUCACAGGGGCCAACAUUAGCCUUUUGCAUGAAGGCACUUUACUCGCGAACCACUUCGCCCAGGACCUUCAAACUUUACAUGCUGAUAGUACUUUAUGAGUACACCAACCCUACUGACAUUGGGGUCACUAGGUCAAAGGUCAAGGUCAAAGGGGCUUACGUUAACUUUUUGCAUGAAGGCACUUUACAUGCGAACCACUUCACCCAGGGCCUUCAAACUUCAAAUGCUGAUAGUACUUAUUGAGUACACCACCCCUUCUGACUUUGGGGUCACCAGGUCAAAGAUCAAGGUGCUGUGGGGGCAUUUGUCACCAUUAGAGACAGUUCUUGUUGGGAUUUAUUUUUAUACGCCCAAAGGGAUGUGUUAUGUUAUGACGACGGUAUCUGUCCGUCCGUCUGUUAGCAAUUUUGUGUCCACUCUGUAACUCUUGAACCCCUUGAAGGAUAUCAAAGAAACUUGACACAAGUGUUCACCACAGCGAGGCAACUUGCAGAGAGCAUGACUGUUUUGGAUGGCUCACUUUAAGUCACACUUUGUUUGUGUCCGCUCUGUAACUCUUGAACUGCUUGAAGGAUUUUAAAGAAACUUUGCACAAAUGUUCACCACAUCGAGACAACGUGCAGAGCGCAUGUUUUGGAUGGCUCGCUUUAAGGUCAAGGUCACACUUAGGGGAACAAAGUUCAUACCUUUGGGCGUAUAUUGCUCCACAUUGUGGUGCUCUUGUUUUGGAUUGGGACUAUAUAUACCAUGAAAUCCAUGAAAAUUUAGAUCCCCACGAAUACUAAUUAUUUCACAUUACUUUUGUCAAAAUAUAAAAGAUUAUCUUGAGUUUGUUUGCAGGUUAACUGUGCUCAUGGAUCAGGAGACUUUGGACGAGUUUGGUCGAUGUUUGGACAUUAGAUACAAGGUUCUGGACAAUCUGACAGAUGGGAAGAAAACAUACCGAGCCCAAAUAGUACUCACAAAUAAGAGUGAGAGGACACUGAAGUAUGGAGAUUGGGCUAUCUACUUCUGCCAUAUCAGAAUGAUUGAACCCGGUCACCUGCCGCAUUCCACUACAUAUGAGAUACACGAUACAGGAAUGAGAUUUACACAUGUGAACGGAUGCCUGUUCAAGCUUUCUCCAACAAAAAAGUUCCAAAAGAUGGAAAAAGGUGAUACACUGAAAAUAAAAUUCAAAGCGCAGUAUUUCUCUGUAGCACGAAGCGAUUUGAUGCCAAACUGGUACUUACUAUUUCCAAAACUUCGGCCAGUGUUGAUUCAAAGUACGGUUGGAGAAGAAAUGAGUUUUGUUGAGCCGUUUGACAAUCCUGACUCCUGGAAAAGAUUUGAUUAUGAAUUGACUGAUGGUUCAUCAAGAUACGACCAUUAUAACCCAUACAAUCUGCAGGAACGAUUCGAUCGACAAUGUUGCGCCAAUGUAGGACCAAUUAAAACAUCUGUAAUUCCGACACCAGUAAAAAUGUCAGUAAAUGAGGAAAUUCAGAUUUGUCUAAGUCCAGAUGAAUGGGUUGUAUGUGCUGAAGAAUCCCUGAAUAAGGAGGCAAAGUUUCUCUCAGAAAAGCUCAACAUUCCAGUAAAUAAUUCCCAAGAAGUACCCCACAAGAUAACAUUACAGUUAUCUUCAACUCUGAAAAUACAGGACAAAGCAGCGGGUGACGAAUCGUAUAAACUAACUGUCAAAGCUGAUACUGACAUCACUGUAACAGCUGUCAACAGAGCUGGUAUAUUCUAUGGCAUUCAGACUUUGUUAAGUCUUGUACAAAGCAAUAAAGUUCCUGAUUGCGAUAUUGAAGAUUUCCCACGGUAUCCAUACAGAGGUAUGCAUAUGGAUGUUUCACGGAAUUUCCACGGGAAAGAACAGAUUUUGAAACUGCUGGAUGUAAUGGCCAUGUACAAAAUGAACAAGUUUCAUUUCCAUCUGACGGAUGAUGAGGGGUGGCGAUUAGAAAUUCCAGGACUGGAGGAGCUUACUCAGGUUGGAGCGAGACGUGGACAUGUGAACAAGACAGAUUUAUCAUCAUUACUACCUCUACUUGGAUCAGGACCAGGAUUUGAUACCUCAGGCUCUGGGUAUUAUUCCGUUGAAGAAUAUCGCGAAAUACUGCGCUAUGCCAAACUGCGACACAUUGAAGUGAUUCCAGAGAUUGAUAUGCCGGGACACAGUCAUGCUGCCAUCAGGUCGAUGAAAGCCAGGCACCAGAAAUACAUGGCAGAAAAAGCUAGGGAAAAGGCUGAAGAAUACUUAUUGUCCGAUUUAGAUCACGAUACUUCAUGUGGGUCACAUUCCGUACAGAUGUAUUCAGAAAAUGCAAUGAAUCCUGGGAUGGAAUCAACAUACAAAUUUGUGAAAAAGGUUGUUACAGAAGUGAAAAAAAUGCAUGAAGACAUUAUGCCAUUACAAACAUUUCAUUUUGGUGGAGAUGAGGUGCCAUAUGAAGCGUGGGAAGGAUCGCCGGCAUGCAUGAGUCUAAUAGACUCGGAAGAAGUGAAGUCGUCAGAAGAUUUGAUGGAGUAUUUUGUUUCAAGAGUUGCAGAUAUUGUAGCCAAAUGUGAUCUAGAUGUCGGAGCUUGGCAAGAUGGUAUUUUUCCUGAUGAAACUGAUCUGGUGCCUAUAGCUAGACAUAAAUUCAAGAGUAAAAACGUGUAUGUGUAUGCCUGGCAGAAUGUCUGGGAGUCUGGCCUGUCUGGAUGUGCCUAUAGACUAGCUAACAGUGGAUACAAGGUGGUGAUGUCACAGGGGACACAUCUUUACUUUGACCAUCCGUAUGAGCCCGAUCCUGAGGAGAGGGGUCUGUACUGGGCGUGCAGAUUCUGUGAUGCCCGUAAAACCUUCACCUUUAUGCCAGACAACAUUUACGCAAACGUUGAUGUGAAACUGACAGGGGAGCAGCUAUCAAAAGACUACAUCAGAAAACAUAAAGAGGACCAUGAUGAUCUCAAAAAACCUGAAAAUGUAACAGGUAUCCAAGCUCAAUUAUGGACAGAAUUAGUGCGUACAUGGGACCAAAUGGACUCUAUGAUAUUUCCUCGCCUUUUGUGUGUUGCGGAGAGAGCUUGGCAUAAAUCUGAUUGGGAACUGGAACCAGACAAAGAAAAGAUUGCUGAACGGCAGUUCGAGGAAUGGUCAAGUUUUGCUCACAAGUUAGGAAGUAAGGAGUUGGCAAGGUUGGACAAAAUGGGUGUGGCAUACCAUCUACCCCCACCUGGAGCACACUGCCUGGUAGAAGAAUGCAAACUGGAGUUUAACAGUGCCUACCCUGGUCUCCCUAUAUUCUACAGUACAGACAAGGGAGAGACGUGGACUCGUUAUACAACCAAGAUUGAUACUAUACCUGAUAAAGAUGUCUACCUCUGUACAAAAUCUGUUGAUGAGAAGAGGACAAGUCGCACUGUGAUCAUGGAGAAACCAAGAAAAGAUUAAGAACAGCUAAACGAACCACGUCGCAAAAAAAAGGUCCCUUAUAUCAGUCUAAUAAUCGAAUCUGCAUGAAGAUGAAAUCACCGUUCAUGAUCUUUUAACAUGUGUAAAAGAAUGCAUUGUUAUGAGAAUAAGGCAUUACAUUGAAACGAAAGACAUAGUUUCCACGUAUAAUAUUACAUCAUCUUACUGUGAAGUACUGAUUCAGCCGAUAUGGUUUUGGUUCUGUACCAAUUUAUUUUAUAUAAACUGUAAGCCUGAUUAGCUCAGUGUGUGUACAUUGGGCAAUAUCCACGAUGGUUUUCUUUGUGCUAAUAUUCUUGCAAAUUCAAAAUAUUUGUGAAAAUUAAGAAUUCCCAAAACGUUCGUGUGUACGAGGACAUGAAGCAGACUAAUAUUUAUAGGUUAUUAGCGUUGUAUCUAGAAAUAUGCAGGACUUUAGAAACGCAAUAUUCUUCCGCUAAAGAACAAGUGCAUAUUUCUCGAUGUAAAGCUAAUAAUCUUAUUACAUACGUAUUUACACAGACAAAUAUUUUAUAGAUAUUAAUUUGUUCAAUAGCCUGAAUAAAACUGGCAAUACCGACACUAAUAAAAGAAAUUACAGUGCAUUCGCGAUGCUACGAAUCGCAAUUUAACGAAAUACCGGUAUACUACUAAAAGGUGUUGUGGUCCCGGCUGCUUUCCUUCUUAUUUCUUUGUAACAAUAACGCAGUUUUAUGAAAAUGCAAUUUUACGAAAAAUGUGCUCCUACGAAUGUAUUGUUAUACCCUUAAAGCCUGUUUUCAACUUGUUUUAGUUGCGAUUUUACGAAUACCUGUAUCGUCUAAGUUUUCACACCUUCCAUGAUGGCGUGAAAAGCCUUUAGAAUGUGAAGUGUCACUAUCAUUUAGCUUGGCGUAUACAGUAUUUAAAGUGUGAAAACCAAGUAAUUAAAUUCCGAACACUAUGACACAAGUUAGUGGUUAAUUUUUAGCUCACCUGAGCACAAAGUGCUCAAAGGUGAGCUUUAGUGAUCACCCUGUGUCCGGCGUCCGUCGUCGUCCGUCGUCCGUCCGUCCGUCCGUCGUCAACAAUUUGACUGUUAACACUCUAGAGGUCACAUUUUUGGCCCAAUCUUAAUGAAACUUGGUCAGAAUGUUACCCUCCAUAAAAUCUUGGACGAGUUCGAUAUUGGGUCAUCUGGGUUCAAAAACUAGGUCACCAGGUCAUAUCAAAGGAAAAGCUUGUUAACACUCUAGAGGUCACAAUUUUGACCCAAUCUUAAUGAAACUUGGCCAGAAUGUUACCCUCCAUAAAGUCUUGGACGAGUUCGAUAUUCGGUCAUCUGGGGUCAAAAACUAGGUCACCAGGUCAAAUCAAAGGAAAAGCUUGUUAACACUCUAGAGGUCACAUUUUUGGCCCAUUCUUAAUGAAACUUGGUCAGAAUGUUACCCUCCAUAAAAUCUUGGAUGAGUUCGAUACUGGGUCAUCUGGGGUCAAAAACUAGGUCACCAGGUCAAAUCAAAGGAAAAGCUUGUUAACACUGUAGAGGCCGCAUUUAUGACUAUAUCUUCAUGAAACUUGGUCAGAAUGUUAAUAUUGAUGAUCUUAAGGUUCAGUUUGAAUCUGGGUCAUGUAGGAUUAAAAACUAGGUCACCUGGUCAAAUCAAAGGAAAAGCUAGUUAACACUGUAGAGGCCACAUUUAUGACCAUAUCUUAAAGAAACUUGGUCAGAAUGUUUAUCUUGAUGCUCUUUAGGUCAAAUUUAAACCUUGGUCAGCUUCGGUCAAAAACUAGGUCACUAGGUUAAAUCAAAGGAAAAGCUUGUUAACACUGUAGAGGCCACAUUUAUGACUAUAUCUUCAUGAAACUUAGUCAGAAUAUUAAACUUGAUGAUCUUUAGGUCAGGUUUGAAUCUGGGUCAUGUUGAGUUAAGAAUUAGGUCAUGGGGGCAAAUCAAAGGAAAAGCUUGUUAACACUCUAGAGGCCACAUUUAUGACUGUAACUUCAUGAAACUUAGAAUGUUAAACUUGAUGAUCUUUAGGUCAAGUUCAAAUCUGGGUCAUGUUGGGUCAAAAACUAGGUCACGGGGUCAAAUCAAAAGAAAAGCUAGUUAACACUGUAGAGGCCACAUUUAUGAACAUAUCUUGAUGAAACUUGGUCAGAAUGUUAAUCUUGAUGAUCUUUAGGUCAGUAGGUCAGGUGAGCGAUACAGGGCCUUCAUGGCCCUCUUGUUUCUCUAUCAGAUUGGAUGGCAUAUCAGUCACACUUGCUUCGAUAUCUAUUCGUCUCAAACAAUCACUGCAUAAAGAAAAUAAAAAAUAUUUAAGUCCUGAUUGUCUGUAUAUUGUCGGUUUAUUAUUCCGAAACAGUAAUGGGUAACUGAGGGUAUCGGAGUAUGCAACUGCGACUUUUGUUCUCGUGCAACAAUGUACCCUGUAUAUGUUUUAUGCAGUGAAUAAAAAGUGAAGAAAAAAAACAAGCUGUUUUACAUUCUAGAUACAUUCUGAGUUCAGAUUCGAACAAGAUUUGUAGUAAACCCAGAUGUACAUAUAAAAUUGGUAUACAUUUACUUCGCUAUGAAAAUCGCAUGUUCAGAUAUCACGGGUACGACGUGUAGAUAUUAAGAUGCUAUAUACCGAAAUUUCCUACACUACGCUCGAACGAAAAUGCAAUAUUACGAAAAAAGCGAUCGGUCCCUUAGCUUUUCGUAGGAUCGCGAUUGUACUGUAUCUCAACGACACAUGUUGAAAUGACAUCACACACCCAGUAUGAAAUUCAGACGUCAGUAUGGAAAAAUAUUGAUGUUUCCAGUUCCACUGUAACUUCAAAGAGAGUAAAUACGAGUAUGUAAAAAUCACAAAUAUUUUGAAUUCAUGAGAGGCUUUAUUUGCGAAUAUUUAUUAUUAGCAAAAAUAAACCGUCCAGAAUAUUUCCCAGUCUACAGUAGAAAGUGAAAACAAGGUGAUUCAGUGAGUUCUAAAAAAUGUGAUGACAUGCAUGUUAUAUUUUUUGGUCCAUUUACAGGCCAGGAAAAGAUAUGCUAUAUUAUUAUUUCAUGUACUUUAUCAGCCAGGAAGUAUUCUAUUCUAAUCAAACCAUUACUACUUCAUUUUUUUUAUUAUUUUUUGGUUCCUUUGUAUGUUAGUAUGUUAUACAUCUGGCUUCUAGGUUAUAAAACCAGCUCACUGAAUGCAAGCUUGCCAUUGGACAUUUCCCCGAUUGUGUUCAGAAACAACCAAUCAGAGGGCUGAUGUUUAGCUUGAGAUUCAAAGAUUUCUGCAGGGGCCAAAAUAUUUUCACUUUGUAUAUUCAGUACAUUUUUCACCAGUAAACAUUUUUUUCAUGGAACAUUACAUUAUACUCCAAUAAAUUUCUUUAUAUUUUUGUUAUACUAUAUACAUAUUUAACUAAUUAGAAUGUAGAACAUGUUAUUAUAUUGAUUCCCUGGUAUCAGAUAUGUGAAAUAUACCAAUGAAUUAUUCACAUUUUCACAUGCAAUGUCUUUACUGACUGUUAAAAUUCAAUUUUCCAUUAGAAUCAGUUGAUUGAUAUGUUGUAAGUCAUUAUUUUGAAGAUUUUUAGCUUAAGUUUUGAUGCCUGAUAAUGUGCUAUGACAUCAAAGUGUGAUUGACUGAUUUAUUUAUGUCCUUAAACACAGUAUGUGAGUAAAUUAUUUUGCAUGUUAUGUCUGAACUUGAAUUUACAAUUUGUAUUAGUUGAUGAUUUAUUAGAGAGGUGGAUAUUUCUUACAUGUACACAUACCCAUCAGAUUUCCUUCUUUAUUUCAAGGACCUGAAGUGUCCUAAAAAAUUACAAGCUAUUCACUUAUACAGGUUCGUUAUGUACCUUUAACCCUUAUCAUGCUGGACAUGAUUGAUUCUGCCUUUGCGACCAGUGCAGAUGGUGAUCAGCCUGCACAUCUGUGCAGUCUGAUCAAGAUCUGCACUUUUCGCCAUUCAGACAGUAUCUUUUUGGUAAGCACCCCAUUUAAAUGUGAAUGGUACUGUCCAGAUUUCAUUGCAGAAAAUUAGCAGGGUAAGGGUUAAAGACAAACUUACCCACGAUUACCUCUAGUAAGCAAUUCCAGAAGAGUUAUCAAAUGCUUAUUGCUAUGUACUAGUAUAGGGAUUUACUACACAUAUACUUACACAUACAUUGUACAUGUAUGAAAUGACAGCCUCUAUUGUCUAAAGCAAAAUGUAUUGCUCUUCACAUGAAUUCAAAUAAAUUCUAUAAUUCAG